Messenger RNA from Phaeodactylum tricornutum CCAP 1055/1, 1026 nucleotides. RefSeq lists its product with no specific name. Gene Ontology annotation, molecular function: oxidoreductase activity, acting on the aldehyde or oxo group of donors, disulfide as acceptor. The transcript has a single exon. The annotation marks the transcript as partial. Gene Ontology annotation, biological process: branched-chain amino acid catabolic process. The record is from RefSeq and is a predicted model, not a curated record. NCBI's taxonomy places the organism in Eukaryota, Bacillariophyta, Bacillariophyceae, Surirellales, Neidiaceae.
UCCAGAAAUACGCUGUUGCGAGCACACCGUCAGAUUAUUCGUCUACGCACGAUGGACACUAUCCUCAUGAAUGCACAACGUCAAGGUCGUAUUUCCUUUUAUAUGACAUGUACAGGGGAAGAAGCCAUUCAUAUAGGCGCAGCGUCGGCUUUGAACAUAGGAGAUCCUAUUCUAGCUCAGUACCGCGAACAAGGUCUAAUCAUGUGGCGUGGUUUUACCCUUGACCAGUUUACAGAUCAGUGCUUUUCUAACGAAGCCGAUAUGGGCAAAGGGCGCCAAAUGCCAAUUCACUAUGGCUCAAGAGCUUUAAAUUAUCAUACAAUUUCGAGUCCUUUGGGGACACAACUUCCUCAGGCAGUCGGAGUGGCCUAUCGUCUCAAACUUAAUGGCAAUCGAAAUGUUUCGGUUGCUUUGUUUGGCGACGGUUGUGCAUCGACCCCGGAUUUUCACUCUGCCUUAAAUUUCGCAGCUGUCCUCAAGUCACCGACUUUAUUUAUUUGCCGCAACAACGGCUACGCCAUUUCAACAUCGGUCGAGGACCAGUACGCAGGUGACGGCAUAAUUUGCCGAGCUCCAGGUUACGGCAUGGCAGGCAUUCGUGUCGACGGGAACGAUAUUUUCGCCGUACACGCAGCGGUCCGAGAAGCCAAGCAAUAUGCGUUGGAACGCCACGCACCCGUUUUAAUCGAGUGUAUGACCUACCGGCAGGGACACCAUAGUACGUCCGACGACUCAUCGCGAUAUCGCAGCUCAGAAGAAGUUGAAGCAUUUGCCGAAAUCUGUGAUCCGUUGACACGAUUAGAGAACUUUUUGACCCAACAUGAGUGGCUGAAUGAAGAAAAGGCCAAGGAAAUUCGAGACGAAGAAAAGCAAGCCGUCAUUAAAGCCAUGAAUCAAGCCGAAAGAAAGCCAAGACCAAAGUUGGACUACAUGUUCACCGACGUGUACCACGACAUGCCGCCACAUCUUGUGGAGCAACAGACGCAGCUUCACGAUCAUCUCUCCAAAUAUCCAAACGAAUAUUGA